Messenger RNA from Dromiciops gliroides (monito del monte), 6515 nucleotides. It is a transcript of the gene RIMS4, whose product is annotated as regulating synaptic membrane exocytosis 4. NCBI's taxonomy places the organism in Eukaryota, Metazoa, Chordata, Mammalia, Microbiotheria, Microbiotheriidae. Gene Ontology annotation, biological process: regulation of synaptic plasticity; regulation of membrane potential; positive regulation of synaptic transmission. Gene Ontology annotation, molecular function: transmembrane transporter binding; small GTPase binding. Bases 341 to 1153 code for a protein of 270 amino acids. Gene Ontology annotation, cellular component: cytoskeleton of presynaptic active zone; presynaptic membrane. The record is from RefSeq and is a predicted model, not a curated record. The transcript has 6 exons.
CUGCGCCGCAGACUGGAAAGCAGGCUGUCCCUCGGUUCCGCGCGUCUCACCUUGGCGCGGCCCGGCCCGGCCCUGCCCCACUCCGUCUCAUCCUGUCCCAUCCGCUCCCAGCUGUCCAGGAGCAGCUGCCUAAGCCCAGAGCUCAGCGCAGCGCCCUGGGUGUGGGCCCCCAGCCCAGUAGCCCGAGCCCGAGCCCCAGCGGCUCCCUCCCUUCUUCCUUUGGAGCCCCAACCAAGCCGCCAAGACGCCGCGCGCGGUGCUUCGGGUCAAAAAUGGGGCGGCCAAGCUGGCCAAGCCGCCGGCGGCUGAGGCGCCCGGGGCCGGUCCUCCGGGGCUCUACAUGGAGCGCUCCCAGAGUCGCCUCAGCCUGUCAGCCUCCUUCGAGGCGCUCGCCAUCUACUUCCCCUGCAUGAACUCCUUCGACGAAGAGGACGCUGAUGGAGAUGGCCGGAGACUAAAGGGAGCCAUUCAAAGAAGUACAGAGACUGGCCUGGCUGUGGAGAUGCCCAGUCGGACUUUGCGUCAAGCCAGCCAUGAAUCCAUUGAGGACAGCAUGAACAGCUAUGGCUCCGAGGGCAAUCUUACCUAUGGAGGUGUGUGCCUCGCAUCUGAUGCUCAGUUCAGUGACUUCCUGGGCAGCAUGGGACCUGCACAGUUUGUGGGACGUCAGACCUUAGCCACCACAUCCAUGGGAGAUGUGGAGAUCGGGUUGCAGGAGAGAAAUGGGCAGCUUGAAGUGGACAUCAUCCAAGCCCGAGGUCUGACAGGCAAGCCAGGCUCCAAGACCUUGCCAGCGGCCUACAUCAAAGCAUACCUGCUGGAAAAUGGUGUGUGCAUUGCCAAGAAGAAGACCAAAGUAGCUCGAAAGUCUCUGGAUCCCCUGUAUAACCAGGUGCUCCUGUUCCCUGAGAGUCCUCAGGGCAAAGUAUUGCAGGUGAUCGUCUGGGGCAACUAUGGACGGAUGGAACGCAAGCACUUCAUGGGUGUGGCGAGGGUGCUUCUGGAGGAGCUGGACUUGACCACCCUGGCUGUGGGUUGGUACAAGCUCUUCCCCACAUCAUCCAUGGUGGACCCCGCCACCGGCCCACUACUCCGCCAGUCCUCCCAGCUGUCCCUGGAGAGCACCGUGGGGCCCUGCGGGGAGCGCUCGUAGUGGCUGAAUUGGGGGAGGGGUUGCCCAGGGACUAUGCCUGGAUCUGGAACUCCUGGCACUUCAGAUGGAAGCAGACAGGGCUCCCUCCCAAGGAGGGGAGACCUACUCCGUGGGCUCCUCCCCAUCCCUCGUUUGGCCCCCUUCCCCACCCUGAGGCCUUCCCUCUCCUGGAGCCAUUGGCUUUACCUUUGACUUGGUCACUUCCAGGCCCCCCAGAUUUGGGAGUGGGCCUAUUGUUCAACCUCUCCCUUUUUUGUGUUCUCCUGGGAGCUAAUUGCCUGGAGCUGUCUCCACUAUCCUAGGCCAGGGGCCUGCCUUCCCUAUAGUGCCGAUCUACCAGCAAGUGUCUUUCUUGUGGCACUCGGCUCCAGUGGCUGCAUACUCUGCCUGCAGCCAGUUUGAGAGGAGCCCAGGGAGUUUCCAAGGAGGAUGGUGGAGCCAGCCAUCUUGACUUUAAGGCCAUCUGGAUCCCGGAGAGGCCCCAGAAUAUCAAGGCAGCCUGGAGAUUCUGCCCAUAAGCUGUCAGGGGCUUCACCUCCUCUUGACUAAGUACCUCCUUCUAGGCAUGUGUUCUCCCACAGCCACAAGUUCGUUCUUUCGCACAGCUCUUUGGAUAUCAGGCCUGAUCCGUGAUGACUCAGGAUGCAGAUGGUGCCUCCUUUCUACAAGGAAAAGAUCUCUCACCUGGGAGCCAGGAGGCAAGGAUCUGGGUCCUGACUUAGCCACUCGUUAGCUCUACGUGACCCUGACAAAUCACCUCCCUUCUUUGGAUGUUUCCUCCUUCAAACGUGAGGGGUUUAGACUAGAUGAUCUCCAAGACAUUCCAUUGGAGGAAUUGAGGAUGCCUUUAUUUAGUGCCCAAAAGGGACCACCGCCCAGCCCUUCACCUCCAGAUCCCGGGGAUGCUUGUCUCAGCAGUUUGGAGGCAGUUGGAAGCAACUGAGACUCUAAAGGAACCCUAUCUCCCCCCACCUCCCCCUGCUCCCAGUAGUGGAUGGUAGAGCUGGGCUGAAUUUGCUAGAUCUCCUAAGGUCUCUCAGCCUGCGUUGCAACAAGUCUUGUCUGUCCCUGGAUGGGCCUGAGUGUGCUAAACCAGGAUGUCAAGGAAGGCAGGUUUGGGAGAAGCUAGGGUUGAAGAAUGGCCAGGGCAUUCCAUGCCAGUCAUGGACUCUAUCCCAGGGACUUGGGACUGUCUGUUAGGAGAAGAACCCCUCUCUGUUUAAUACACCUGGGCUCCAUAGGUCAUCUAGUCCAGCCUGUUCCCUCUGGGGAGAUGGGAAUCUACCUUCUUCUUAGGGGUCUCUAGGGUCAGAGAACCUCGGUUUUCCUUUUUAAAAAAUACAUACAAAGCAACAUCUUGAAACGGGCAAACUGUAUACAAAAGAGUCAUUUAUGUGGACUCUUGGAAAGCAAAUAGAAUGGGUGGGAGAAAAAGAGAAAGGGUCAAACUAUUGGGUGUUUCCUUCUCUCUCUCUCCCUCUCCCUCUUCCCUUUCUUUCCCCCUAUCUCCAGCUGCACUGUUGGUUCGGUUCUGUGCCCUGGGGCUCCCAGCUCCAGGUCUGGCUCACUGGCCUGAUCCCAGACCUCAGCCAUGGGGUAACUUUGGGCAAACUGUUGCAAGCUGGGUAGGAACUCUCUUUAAUGAAGCACAUUCCUGCCUCCUGCAGGGAGGGCCCCUUCCUCUUCCCUUCUUUCCCCAGCUCCCCCUCAGUGCUGAGGCUGGCCCCUUCUUCCUCACCUCCCCCAUCCCUGGCAUGGAGGGAGUCGUCUAGAGCAAGGCUUUCUCCUAACCUCUCAUAUUUAUAAAGUCCAAGGAGGGGGAACCUAAGUAUGUAUAUGCAGGGAGAGUGGGGAAUGAUAGGCCACAUGGGCCUGACAGGGAAGGGUUAGACCAAACUCUUUGCCUAACUCUCUUCUUUUCUCCCUAAUGGCCCCAGAGGCAGCCGGCCUGUCUUUUCCUCCAGAACUUUGAGGAAUAAAAGGGGUCUGGGGGGUGUUGAGAAAAUCCAGCUGGUUCCAUGACUGCUGGGUGUGGCUGCUGGGGCUGGUCCCUUAGGGGGGGUUUGCCCUUCUGGUUUCUUUCCUCUCUCCCACCCAGCCCAAAGAGGCUUUAGCUGGGAGCACAGAAUUACAUAGUGUUAUUUAUUCUUGUCGAUAUUCUUCUUAUGAUCACACAUUUACAAAGCCCUCCUGGGCCACUGGGUUGUGUUUGGGCCCUGGUGCAGGGCCCAGGACAGACCAGGGCAGUCAAGACAUGGGUUACAGGCCAAGUGUUUUGGGGGGAGUAGAGUGGAAAGUUUAAGGAAUCCUUUUAAAUUGGACUAGGGGGGAAGCGAUGGAGGCAACUCAUCCUAUUAUUGAGCCUCAGUUUCCUCUUCUGUAAAAUUCAGGAAUUGGACCAGAUGAUCUCUAAGUUCCCUCCCAACAAAAUCUCAGAUCCUGUGGUUCUCCCUGGCCAGUGAGAUUUGGGAAUAGGAAGGGAAAGCCUGAGCUAGGCAGUGAGGCCUUGGGCCUAAGAUUUGGGUCUAAAGUCCCGGUCUCUUAAUACCCAAACUAGUGGAACUUGGCUUCCCAAAGCCAAUGCUCAAAGGAUUUCUGGCUUCUCCUGGUUCAGUCCUCUAGCUAUAUUGGUGUAGAGGGGAGAGUAAGAGAAUUUUCCAGUCCUGGGCUUGUGGGACAGAGAUGAAGGGGGGGGGCUGCCUAGUCUCAGGCCAUGGGGAAGGGGCCUUCACUUCCCCAGGGUGGCGUCUGAGAUUGAGGGGGGCAUGUCAUUGUCUUCAGAGGAAAGGGAAGCAAGGUCAGGAGAGGGUUGGGCACAGUAGGAAUCUGAAUUUCUUGUGAAAAAAAAAAAAAGAUUUCUUUCUCAUUUGUUUGUUACUCACUGUUAAUAGCUGAUGCCCCCCUCAACCUGGGUUGGAGAUGGCUCUCAGGUCUUGAAGGCUUUGCUGGCCAACUGGCCCUAGCAGGGAGGGCUCCAAGGCCAGACCAAAGACCUGGGGACAGAAUGCAUCUGUUGUCUUAGGACCAGCCUAGCCAUAGGGAGAAGUUUCAGACAACAGCAAUUCUCAAAGACACAGCCGUAAAGGGAGGCUGUAUGCUGUAGUCUCUGGCAGGAGCAGAAUAAUCACUGACCCCUGAUGCAUUGAAAUAGCAACUGUUGGAACCAGGAGCCUUCUCUUGGAACCACGUGCUCCAUGUACAGAUCAGGGCCAUUUUUUCUGAGGGAGCAAAGAGGCUUCUGGGCCGCUGUGGGGCUAAGGCCCUCCCUGGAGCAGCAAAUAUUCUCCUUGCACCACCCUCAGGCUGAGAGGGGGGCAGAGGCAGAGGAGACCUGUGUGAAGGGGAUUCCUGAUGGGUAGUGAGGCAGUCUCAUCACUUCCUUUCCAGACCUCAGUGUUGGUGAAGAGGACUUGGCCAAUUUCUCCUCCCUCCUGUCUCCGACAAAGGCCUGUUUUGUAAAAGAGACUGGGUACGAAGCAAUAAUCCAUCCAGAGGUGGGGUGGGGGCCAUGGCCUCAGGACCCCCUCCUCCCGCUGCUUUUCUUGUUCCUUCUGUGAAAUAACUGGCCUCCUGGUGGGGUUUUGAGUUGUAUCUUUAUCUCCUGUCCCCCCUCCUUCCCACUAUUAAUGGUCCAUUCUUGUCAGUGUGUCCUGGGUGUGUUCUGUGCUGGGGUGUAUGUAGGGGUGGGGUGGGGUAGUAAACUUUUUGUUAAACUGUAGCUUUGGGAGAGACUCUGUAUGAACUUGGCUCCCACUUGGGACCCAAGGAAGUUCUGGAUGCCACCCACCUGUCAUGUCCUGUCUGUCCAUCCUUCUGACACUUGACAGUAGGAAAAGACUGGUCUCCUAGGGCGGGAUGAACUCUGUCCCCACAGAGCUGGGCAGACUUCUCCUGGUUGUCUGGGCCAGGCCCCAAGUGGGGAAUAAAUAGAAUGUGGCUUCUCUACAUUAAAGAGAAUAAUACUAGUAAUAAUAAUAAUUAAUAAUAAUAGUUGACAUUUCUAUAGCACUUUCUAAUUUCCAAAGCGCUUUACAUCCAUUAUCUCAUCUGAUCUGUAUAACUCUGUGAGGUAGAUAGUGCAAAUGAUAUGAUCCCAGUUUUAUGAAUGAGAAAACUGAGGCUCAGAGAGACAACACCCAGAUCAGGUCACUUAGUACUGAGUGGCAGAGCAGCAGUUGGGACCUAGGUCUUCUGAGCUUAGCCAGUGGGGCUGAAUCAGAGCCCCCUGGGUGUGAUGAUGUCUCCAGGACAUCAUCUGCAGACCUGCUGGGGCCCCCACAAAGCCAGAUCAGGAGUUACUCGUGUGCCAUCUUGUCUCCCAGAGAUGCUCAUGGGUUCUCCCUAUGUAGAGACUGGGAUCUCUGGCCAGAAGAAAUCAGGUAUGAGAAACUUCUCAGGCUUUAGAGAAAACACCAAUUGGAGCCACUCAUUAGUUUCAGAGUGAGCUCCCUUGCCCGGGAGUUUCCUCCAACUGAGCCUGCAGAAGACAGGAGAAGAUACCUUCAGUUGGGUCUGGAAAUACUAAUCUUUCCUCACAUUUAUUUGUACAGCACUUUAAACUUUUUAAAGCAGUUUCCCCAUUUAUUCUCAUGUGAUCCUUAAGCAUACAUUAGGAAUUAUUUCCAUAUUUACAAAGAGGGGAAACUGAGUCCCAGAAAGAUUAAAGCAAAUCAAUGUUAUAUGGCAAGUCAGUGUCAGAGCCAGUACAAGGACUCAGGUCUUAUGUGUCAUAUGGAUAGAGCAGGUGCUCAGCUGAGUGGAGGCCUGGGGGAAGCACCCCAGCAUAGGUGGUCAGGAUUUCUGAAUAUUAAAGGCUAGCCCAAAGCAGCUACCCACAGGUCAUUGGGAUUUGGAUUCGGUAAGAAAACCUAUGCGUCCUCUAAGGACCUUUCCAGCUCUAGGUCCAUGACCAGGUGUGACCUGGGUUUGCAUAUCAGCUGUGCUACUUGUUACCUAUAAGGCCUUGGGCUGUCACUUUAACCUCUUUGGGUCUCAGUUUCCUCACCUGUAAACUUAGCAGGUUGAACUAGGUGAUCCCUUCCAACUCCAAAUCCCAUGAUUCCCCAAGUCAAGACUCUGCAGGGCUUUGUGAAAUAGCAUCAGGUCCCUUGCAUUGGUGGCAGCACCACCUGGACCACCUUGGGGUGCCAGCACUUGGGCAUGUUGACCAUUUUCAUUUCGCCCAGGCUGGAAGGCCGCUAGGUAGUUGCCUGGCUGGCUCCUUCUGCCCCCUCACAGACCCCAUAGUAACAGCAGUCUUUUAGUUAAUAGGUGUGAAAAAAAUUCAGUCAGCACCAAUAGGUGUUGGGUGGUAUUGGACCAACUCAUACUGAGUGGGACACACACACACACACACACACAC